Molecule: messenger RNA, 1483 nt
Organism: Falco peregrinus (peregrine falcon)
Lineage: Eukaryota; Metazoa; Chordata; Aves; Falconiformes; Falconidae
Gene: TMEM109
Product: transmembrane protein 109
Exons: 4
Coding region: 1-885 (294 amino acids)
Biological process (GO): intrinsic apoptotic signaling pathway in response to DNA damage by p53 class mediator; cellular response to gamma radiation
Source: RefSeq, a predicted model, not a curated record
AUGGCGGAGGCCGGGCGCCCGGCUCUCUCCGACUGCGGCCCACUCCGGUGCCGGUCGCGCCUCCGGUUCUUGUUCCGGUUCCGGGCGGCGCGCUCGGCCGCCGCGACGUAUCCAACAGCUCACGCGGGCGCCGCCGCCACCGGAAACGGAAGCGCUCCCACCUCCCCGCGGGGGAACGGCGCCUCCCGGCAUGAGCCAAGAUGGGGGGCGCCGCGGGGCGCCGGGCCCUGCUGGCCGCGCUGCUGUGGGCCCCGUUCCUCGGCGGGGGGACGGGGGGACCGGCUGGAGGACGGGCAGGCUGGUUUUCGGGCCCCCCCCGCCGCCGAUGACCUGCUGUCACGGCUGGGCCGAGCUGCCUGGGGGGGCCUGGAGGGCUGGCUGGGCCCCCAGCCCCUGCAGCUGCUGGCCGAGAGCCUUGCCGCCGCCGCCUGGGUCGUGUCCUCGGGGAUCUCGGUGGCCCUGACCACGCUGGGCACCAUCCUGGGGGAUCUGCUGGCCGCCUCCGGCCUCGGCGGGGACAGGCUGGUGCGUGCGGCAGCGCUGGGCCCCAGCGAGGUGCAGCGGGUGCUGCUGUGGGGGCUGACUGCCCUGGUGGCUUCCUGGGUGCUGUCACGGCUGCUGCGGCUGCUGCGGCCCGUGCUGCGCUGGGUGAAGCUCUGCUGCUUCCUGGGUGCCUUCCUCCACGUCGCGGCCUCCCCGGAGAGCCCCACGGUGCAGGCGGGGAUGCUGCUGGCUCUCUGGGUGCUCUAUGCCCUUCUGGGGUGCCUGGAGGGACCCCCCAGCCCCAGCCCCCAGCUGGAUGCUGCCGUGCGCAGCCUGGAGUGGAAGGUGGAAGAGUUGCGGCGGCGGCAGAAGUGGGGGGGUCCCCGUAACCGGGAGGAGUGAGCUCCCCCAACCCUGCCCUGGGGGACAGCCUGUCCUGCUGCGCUGUCCCCAGCGUGCCUGUUGGCUUGGCUCUGUGCCCCCAAGCAUGCGUCCUCCCUGCUGAACCCCCGCGCCCCUUCCUCUGCCCCCCACCGCUGCACCAGUUCUCCUUGGGGGCCCUGCUCCCAUUAGCCCCCCAGCUUGGGAGCCCCCCAUCCCACUGCAGGCACAGGACCCCGCCCCCGCCCAGUGCAGCACCCCAAUACUGGGGACGUGCUCCCCGUGCACACACCACGGUGCCUUCACACAAGCCAAGAGUGCCUUCCCCCGGCGAGGGGGUCCUCCUGUGGCCCCGGCAGCCCCCUGUGUCCCCCCCAGCCCCAAAUCCAGGCCCACUAUGGAGGGAGAAGAGCACCCCAGUCCCCACUCACCUGGCCCAGUGGCUGUUGUGCCCGGCCAGCCGGCUCCGGCAGCGGCUCGACACACAGAUGGGAACCUGCUCCCUGCUCCGGGCUCCCUUGGGGCCGGCGGCCGGGCCCUGCGCUGUCAGUCCUUGGGUUUUAAGCUGCUUUUUAAACUGUUUUGAUAUAUGGUUCUGAAUAAACACGGUUAUAUCCUA